CGUAGGAUGUUUUCCACUCGGGCCGUAGAAUAGUGUUUCUGCUGCUAGUGCUGCUGUUGCUGCUGUUUUUUUCUUCUCUCUUAUCAGCUCCGGAGCUAGAGAGGGGAAUGUCUCAGGACGGCAGAAUGCUCCAAACCCUGGAGGGGAGACGAUUCUGACUGACAGGACAGGAGAGGUGCAUCCUCUGGGGAAUGUGAACCAUGCAGGUGGAUACUGUUCUCGUGCUACUCUGCGUUUGGCUCAUGGGUGCGGAUGGGAAGAUGGUCAGACCAAGGGGUCACAAGCUGGAGACCUACAAACAGAGCAGGUUGCGAAGAGAAACCAAGAUGGAUGCAGGUGGAGGUCACAAACCCGGAGGCCCAAUUUACAAACGUAGUCCAGACAUGACAAAAUCUCCCAUGACAAAAUCUGAGCAGCUCCUGAGAAUAGAUGACCAUGAUUUCACCAUGAGGCCAGCGUUUGGAGGUCCUCCAAUUCCUGUUGGCGUCGAUGUUCAGGUUGAAAGUCUGGACACCAUCUCUGAGGUGGAUAUGGACUUUACCAUGACCCUGUAUCUGCGUCACUACUGGAAGGAUGAGCGGCUGUCGUUCCCGAGCACCAACAACCAGAGCAUGACCUUUGACAGCCGCCUGGUGAAGAAGAUUUGGGUUCCUGAUAUGUUCUUUGUCCACUCUAAGCGCUCUUUUAUUCACGACACGACGACAGACAAUGUCAUGCUGAGAGUUUACCCUGAUGGAAAUGUACUCUACAGUCUCAGGGUGACCGUCACUGCAAUGUGCAACAUGGACCUCAGCCGCUUUCCCCUGGACACCCAAACCUGCUCGCUGGAGAUAGAGAGCUAUGCAUACACAGAUGACGACCUGAUGUUGUACUGGAAGAAGGGAAAUGAAUCCCUCAACACCGACGACAGGAUAUCUCUGUCCCAGUUUCUCAUCCAGAAAUUUCACACCACCACCAAGCUGGCGUUCUACAGCAGCACAGGCUGGUACAAUCGUUUGUACAUCCACUUCACCCUGAGGCGCCAUAUCUUCUUCUUCCUGCUGCAGACCUACUUUCCAGCUACUCUGAUGGUCAUGCUGUCCUGGGUGUCCUUUUGGAUCGACCGCAGGGCUGUACCUGCCAGGGUGCCACUAGGCAUCACCACAGUCCUGACCAUGUCCACCAUCAUUACCGGGGUCAACGCCUCCAUGCCGCGGGUCUCCUACAUCAAGGCAGUAGACAUUUACCUUUGGGUUAGUUUUGUAUUUGUCUUUCUGUCGGUGAUAGAGUACGCGGCGGUCAACUACCUCUCCACGGUGCAGGAGAGGAAAGAGAGGAAACUGAGGGAGAGACUGCCGUGUACUUGUGGUAUUGGCAACCCGGACGAGAUGAUGAUUGACCCCCAGAUCACUGGCUACGGGUCAAUGGAUAUGAACACAACAGGCAAUUACGGGAUGCCUGAGAACGGCGGGCGCCAGGAGCCAAGAAUGUUGGCCCAAGUGGCACUCAAUGACCCGCAGAUCACCGGCCAGGUGAAGCCGUCCAGAGGCUACGUGAACAUUUGGAUAGACACCCACGCCAUAGACAAGUACUCAAGGGUGCUGUUUCCUGGAGCCUACAUCCUGUUUAACAUCAUCUACUGGUCCAUCUACUCGUAACGCAGGAGAACUGCCUAUGAUGAGACUCGGGAUGAUGCGCCUGGCUUGAUUAUAACAGAGCAGGACAAAAACAUUACAUUUAAUGCUUUUCAGACAGAGAGACUGCUCAAAAGAUGCAUGGGGACCAUUUGCAGAUUGGUGACCAUUGCCUUCUUCUUGACCCAGCCACUUAAAACUGAAGAGUUUAAAGAUGAGCUUCAGACAGGACGGACAUACUGGCUCAUUUUUGUCACUCUGAUCAAACCAGUGUGAUUUUACACAGUAACUAUUGUGCUGUUGAUGGAAAGACUUUUGGAUGUUUUCCAGGCGAACUGCACACAGAUGCAUGCACACGGACCUUUGUAAUUUUUCAGUUUUAGUUUUAUUUCAGUUCUAGUUGCAGUGACUCUCUGAGCACAUUUUCAGAACUGAUAAAUGUUUCAAAAUGGAUUUUGUGACAUUGCACGUCCCGUCUUGACAAUCAAAAGCAAACUGAAAUAUCUUUUCAGGACCCUUCAGAUGUUUUUGUUUACCCUUAAUAUUUCAGAAGACAUGAUUAAUACCGUUCUCUUUACUAACCCAUGGAGGACAUAAUGCAUACAUUGAAUUUUAUUUUGUUUUCAGGUGUAUUUUUUCUUUCUGGAGAUCUCAAAUUAUUGGUCACAUAAUUGGGAUAGCAAUGCUUGUUUUCCAGGGAUUAGGAUUUUAUUUGAAUCAGGUUUUUUUCUAUAUCAUGAGAAGUUAACUCAUUACCAAGAGGAAAAAAACGCUUUUAUACCAAGAUAACAUGAAAAAUACACAUGCAUCUCAAAAGAUUUGAAAACCAUGUAAAAGCUGAUUUUUCCACCAAUGAUUUACUUCAGAAAGUUAAAUUUCCA
This is a messenger RNA of Cheilinus undulatus (humphead wrasse), 2494 nucleotides long. Its product is annotated as gamma-aminobutyric acid receptor subunit rho-1-like. NCBI's taxonomy places the organism in Eukaryota, Metazoa, Chordata, Actinopteri, Labriformes, Labridae. The coding region runs from base 201 to 1637 and encodes 478 amino acids. The transcript is spliced from 10 exons. Gene Ontology annotation, cellular component: GABA-A receptor complex; neuron projection; membrane. Gene Ontology annotation, biological process: nervous system process; chemical synaptic transmission; signal transduction. Gene Ontology annotation, molecular function: GABA-A receptor activity; extracellular ligand-gated monoatomic ion channel activity; neurotransmitter receptor activity. The record is from RefSeq and is a predicted model, not a curated record.